Molecule: messenger RNA, 1824 nt
Organism: Ceraceosorus guamensis
Lineage: Eukaryota; Fungi; Basidiomycota; Exobasidiomycetes; Ceraceosorales; Ceraceosoraceae
Product: putative LYS20-homocitrate synthase
Exons: 4
Coding region: 218-1582 (454 amino acids)
Cellular component (GO): mitochondrion
Molecular function (GO): homocitrate synthase activity
Source: RefSeq, a predicted model, not a curated record
CUGUGAUUGGAGACUUCCUUCUUGAGAUCUCGCCUUCUCACACGACCGCACUCACAUCACCACGCUGCAUUCUCUCACUCAUCGUUACUGUCUCGCUCCAAGCAGACAGGCUCACACUCACCUAGCAUCUGGGUUUGCGCAUCACUGCACUCGUGCGACUUAGGACUCACACCUCUUACAGCGCGUCGUAUAGACCUACUCUCGCUCUCCUUUAGCCAUGGCACCUUCCACCUCGGACGCACCCCCUUGCCCUGACUGCGCCCCUUCCGAGGGACCAAUCAGGCAUGUCAACGGUAGCAAUGGCGUCGACAGCACCCAUCAGGCUAUUCCCACUAACGUCGCAAGCGGCGGAGCCAACUCUGCGCCUGCGCCAACCUCGAACGUCCCGUCCAAGUUCUUGAUGCCCUUCAUGAACCGCGACUUGAACUCCAAUGUUGCCAACUUCAAGAUCAUCGAAAGCACCUUGAGAGAAGGCGAGCAAUUUGCCAAUGCUUUCUUCGACACCGAGACCAAGAUCAAGAUCGCCAAGGCUCUUGACGCCUUCGGUGUGGACUGCAUCGAGCUCACCAGCCCGGCCGCCUCCGAGCAGAGCCGCAAGGACUGCGAAGCCAUCUGCAAGCUCGGUCUCAAGGCCAAGGUCAUCACUCACAUCCGAUGCCACAUGGAUGAUGCCCGCAUCGCCGUCGAGACCGGUGUCGAUGGUGUCGAUGUGGUCAUGGGAACGUCCAAGUUCUUGAGGGAGUACAGCCACGGAAAGGACAUGACUUACAUCACCAAGAAGGCGGUCGAGGUCAUCGACUUUGUCAAGAGCAAGGGAAUCGAGAUCAGAUUCUCCACCGAGGAUAGUUUCAGGUCAGACAUUGUCGAUUUGCUUUCCAUCUACCAGGCCGUCGACAAGGUUGGCGUGCACCGUGUUGGUAUCGCCGACACGAUCGGUAUUGCCAACCCUCGUCAGGUCUACGAGCUCGUCAAGCUGCUCAGGUCUGUCGUGUCCUGCGACAUCGAAGUUCACUUGCACAACGACACUGGAUGUGCUAUCGCCAACGCUUACUGCGCUUUGGAAGCCGGCGCAACUCACAUCGACACUUCGGUGCUGGGAAUCGGAGAGAGAAACGGUAUCACGCCCUUGGGUGCGCUCAUGGCCAGGAUGUACACCGAGGAUAGGGAGUAUGUGAUGGGCAAGUACAACCUCAAGAUGCUGCGUCAAGUUGAGGAGCUGGUCGCCGAUGCCGUCCAGAUCCAAAUCCCAUUCAACAACUACGUCACUGGGUACUGCGCUUUCACCCACAAGGCCGGUAUUCACGCCAAGGCUAUCUUGGCCAACCCAAGCACUUACGAGGUGCUGAGGCCGGAGGACUUUGGUAUGACCCGAUACGUCAACAUUGGCUCGAGACUGACGGGAUGGAACGCUGUCAAGAGUAGAGCAGAGCAGCUGGGUCUGACCUUGAGCGACGACCAGAUCAAGGACGUGACUCAGAAGAUCAAGGCAUUGGCGGAUGUUCGCGAAACACAAUUGGAAGAUGUCGACAAUCUCCUCUCCAGCGCUCACCAAGCGGCAAAUGGACAGAAGGUCGCUGCAUAGAUGGUCUGCUCUGGUACAAAAGGCUCGCUGGAGUCAAAUCAACCCAGAGCUUUGCAUCAAUCGCUCGCUCUAAUGACACUCUCGACUCCGUUCAAGAAAAAAUGCCCGAACCACGCGUCUCCUUGCUAGUCUCGUCUUUGCCUCUGAAUCGAUGUCAUUAAUUCUGCCGACGUCGAUCGGCCUUGGUCGAAUGUGUCGAAGCUAUGACUGCGUGGAGGUAAUUCACCAUGCUCGAAGCGGGC